Myodes glareolus (Bank vole) is the source of this 4901-nucleotide messenger RNA. The record is from RefSeq and is a predicted model, not a curated record. Lineage: Eukaryota; Metazoa; Chordata; Mammalia; Rodentia; Cricetidae.
GCUGUCUGAGCCCUUUACCUCUCCAGGAGGAAUACAUGGACUGGACGGAGGGGGAAUGAGUAAGGAAAGGACUUGACAAGUCACUCUUUGUCCAGGAAACUAUGGCAAUGAAGUUGAUGGCAUGUCACGGCCCCAGCGGCCUCGGCCCCGGAAGGAGCCUGGGGAUGAAGAAGAAGUAGACUUGAUUCAGAACUCCAGUGAUGAUGAGGGGGAUGAAGGCGGAGACCUGGCCUCAGUGUCUUCCACCCCACCUAUGCGGCCCCAGAUCACAGACAGGAACUACUUCCACCUGCCCUACCUGGAGCGCAAGCCCUGCAUCUACAUCAAGAGUUGGUGGCCUGACCAGAGACGACGCCUCUACAAUGCAAACAUCAUGGACCACAUAGCUGAUAAGCUGGAGGAAGGUUUGAAUGACGUGCAGGAGAUGAUCAAAACGGAGAAGUCCUACCCAGAGCGCCGCCUCCGGGGUGUGCUGGAGGAACUGAGCUGUGGCUGCCAUCGCUUCCUCUCCCUCUCGGACAAGGACCAGGGCCACUCGUCCCGCACCAAACUGGACCGGGAGCGCCUCAAGUCCUGUAUGAGGGAGCUGGAAAGCAUGGGACAACAGGCCAAGAGCCUGAGGGCCCAGGUGAAGCGACAUACUGUACGGGACAAGCUGAGGCUAUGCCAGAACUUCCUACAGAAGCUACGCUUCCUGGCAGAUGAGCCCCAGCACAGCAUUCCAGAUGUGUUCAUCUGGAUGAUGAGCAACAACAAGCGCAUCGCCUAUGCCCGGGUGCCCUCCAAAGACCUGCUCUUCUCCAUCGUGGAGGAGGAGCUGGGCAAGGACUGUGCCAAAGUCAAGACCCUCUUCCUCAAGCUGCCAGGGAAGAGGGGCUUUGGCUCGGCAGGUUGGACAGUACAGGCCAAGCUGGAGCUCUACCUGUGGCUGGGCCUCAGUAAGCAGCGGAAGGACUUCCUGUGUGGCCUGCCCUGUGGCUUCGAGGAGGUCAAAGCAGCCCAAGGCCUGGGUCUGCACUCCUUUCCACCAAUCAGCCUGGUCUACACCAAGAAGCAAGUCUUCCAGCUCCGAGCCCACAUGUAUCAGGCCCGAAGCCUCUUUGCUGCUGACAGCAGUGGGCUCUCUGAUCCCUUCGCCCGUGUCUUCUUCAUCAACCAGAGCCAGUGCACUGAGGUUCUGAACGAGACAUUGUGUCCCACUUGGGACCAAAUGCUGGUGUUUGACAACCUGGAGCUGUACGGUGAAGCUCAUGAGUUACGAGACGAUCCCCCCAUCAUUGUCAUUGAAAUCUAUGACCAGGACACCAUGGGUAAAGCUGACUUCAUGGGCCGGACCUUCGCCAAGCCCCUGGUGAAGAUGGCAGAUGAGGCAUACUGCCCGCCUCGUUUUCCGCCCCAGCUUGAGUACUACCAGAUCUACCGAGGCAAUGCCACGGCCGGAGACCUCCUGGCUGCCUUUGAGCUGCUACAGAUUGGGCCAUCAGGGAAGGCUGACCUGCCACCCAUCAAUGGUCCAGUGGACAUGGACAGAGGACCCAUCAUGCCUGUGCCCGUGGGAAUCCGGCCAGUGCUCAGCAAGUAUCGUGUGGAGGUGCUGUUCUGGGGCCUGAGGGACUUGAAGAGAGUGAACCUGGCCCAGGUGGACCGACCACGGGUGGACAUCGAGUGUGCAGGAAAGGGGGUACAGUCAUCCCUGAUCCACAAUUAUAAGAAGAACCCCAAUUUUAACACCCUGGUCAAGUGGUUUGAAGUGGACCUCCCGGAGAAUGAGCUGCUGCACCCGCCCUUGAACAUCCGCGUGGUGGACUGCCGGGCCUUUGGACGAUACACCCUGGUGGGCUCCCACGCAGUCAGCUCACUGCGGCGCUUCAUCUACCGACCCCCAGACCGCUCAGCCGCCAAUUGGAACACCACAGGGGAGGUUGUAGUGAGCAUGGAACCAGAGGUGCCCGUCAAGAAGCUGGAGACCAUGGUGAAGUUGGAUGCGACUUCCGAUGCUGUGGUCAAGGUGGAUGUGGCUGAGGAGGAGAAGGAAAAGAAGAAGAAGAAAAAGAAAGGCACGUCAGACGAAGCAGAGGAAGAGGAGCCUGAUGAGAGCAUGCUGGAUUGGUGGUCCAAGUAUUUUGCCUCCAUCGACACAAUGAAGGAGCAACUUCGACAACAUGAGUCCUCUGGGACUGACUUAGAAGAGAAGGAAGAAAUGGAUACCGCUGAAGGGUCAGGCCCAAAGGGGCCAAUGAAGAGCAAAGAGAAGUCCAGGGCUGCAAAGGAGGAGAAAAAGAAGAAAAACCAGAGCCCUGGCUCUGUCCAGGGAUCGGAGGCUCCUGAGAAGAAGAAAGCCAAGAUUGAUGAGCUCAAGGUGUACCCCAAGGAGCUGGAGUCAGAGUUCGACAACUUUGAGGACUGGCUGCACACCUUCAAUCUACUGCGGGGCAAGACAGGGGACGACGAAGACGGCUCCACGGAAGAGGAGCGCAUCGUGGGUCGCUUCAAGGGUUCCCUGUGCGUGUACAAAGUGCCACUCCCAGAGGAUGUAGCUCGAGAAGCUGGCUACGACCCCACCUACGGAAUGUUCCAAGGCAUCCCAAGCAAUGACCCCAUUAACGUGUUGGUUCGAGUCUAUGUGGUCCGGGCCACAGACCUGCACCCGGCUGACAUCAAUGGCAAAGCUGACCCCUACAUCGCCAUCAAGCUAGGCAAGACUGACAUCCGUGACAAGGAGAACUACAUCUCCAAGCAGCUCAACCCCGUAUUUGGGAAGUCCUUUGACAUCGAGGCCUCCUUCCCAAUGGAGUCCAUGCUGACAGUGGCCGUGUACGACUGGGAUCUGGUGGGCACUGAUGACCUCAUUGGAGAAACCAAGAUCGACUUGGAAAACCGCUUCUACAGCAAGCACCGCGCCACCUGCGGCAUUGCGCAGACCUACUCCAUACAUGGCUACAAUAUCUGGAGGGACCCCAUGAAGCCCAGCCAGAUCUUAACUCGUCUCUGUAAAGAAGGCAAAGUGGACGGCCCCCACUUUGGUCCCCAUGGGAGAGUGAAGGUCGCCAAUCGUGUCUUCACGGGGCCUUCAGAAAUAGAGGACGAGAAUGGUCAGAAGAAGCCCACAGAUGAGCACGUGGCUCUGUCUGCCCUGAGACACUGGGAGGACAUCCCCCGAGUGGGCUGCCACCUUGUACCAGAACACGUGGAGACCAGGCCGCUGCUCAACCCUGACAAGCCCGGCAUUGAGCAGGGUCGCCUGGAGCUGUGGGUGGAUAUGUUCCCCAUGGACAUGCCAGCCCCUGGGACACCUCUAGACAUCUCCCCUAGGAAACCUAAGAAGUACGAGCUACGGGUCAUCGUGUGGAACACAGAUGAGGUGGUCCUAGAAGAUGACGAUUUCUUCACGGGAGAGAAGUCCAGUGACAUUUUUGUGCGGGGGUGGCUGAAGGGCCAGCAGGAGGACAAACAGGACACAGAUGUCCACUACCACUCCCUCACUGGUGAGGGCAACUUCAACUGGCGUUACCUGUUCCCCUUUGACUACCUGGCGGCCGAAGAGAAGAUCGUCAUGUCUAAAAAGGAGUCUAUGUUCUCCUGGGAUGAGACGGAGUACAAGAUCCCUGCACGGCUCACCCUACAGAUAUGGGAUGCUGACCACUUCUCUGCUGACGACUUUCUGGGGGCCAUCGAGCUGGACCUGAACCGGUUCCCAAGGGGUGCUAAGACAGCCAAGCAGUGCACCAUGGAGAUGGCCACAGGGGAGGUGGACGUGCCCCUGGUUUCCAUCUUUAAACAGAAGCGCGUCAAAGGCUGGUGGCCCCUCCUGGCCCGCAAUGAGAAUGAUGAGUUUGAGCUCACGGGCAAAGUGGAGGCGGAGUUACACUUACUGACGGCAGAGGAGGCGGAGAAGAACCCAGUGGGCCUGGCCCGCAAUGAACCUGAUCCCCUAGAAAAACCCAACCGGCCUGACACAGCCUUCGUCUGGUUCCUGAACCCGCUCAAGUCUAUAAAGUACCUCAUCUGCACCCGGUACAAGUGGUUGAUCAUCAAGAUCGUGCUGGCGUUGCUGGGGCUGCUCAUGCUGGGCCUUUUCCUCUACAGCCUCCCAGGCUACAUGGUCAAGAAGCUCCUUGGGGCCUGAAGCAUCCCCGGCCCUGCCCUGCCCCAGCAACCCUCCAGGGGCUUCUUUCUUUGCCUUCCCUCACCUGGACUCUUUCCCAACUCUCUGGGGAGCCCCACCACCGCUGCCAGCUUCGAGCAAGACACCUGCUUGCUGGGCUGCCAUCCUCACCCCAAACCCAAACUGCUGCUUGCCUGGUCUUGCCCCAGUCCUGCUUGGAGUUUGGAGCACAGUUGUAAUCGGUGGCAUCCAAAGGCAGGUACCCCCAAGCCCCACAUUCCAUGAAAACACACUCCUCGGUCCAGCUCCCAGAGUGGCAGGGACCCAGCCCUCCAUUGAACAUUACAGAUAUUCGGUUAAGGCUCCAGUGAAAUCAACCAAAGAACAUGGGGCAGUGCUGAAAGCUUGAAUAGGAGGAACAAGUGGGAAGCACCAGAAAUGCCACCACAAGCCACACAACAGAACAGUCCGUACAAGGCCACAGCAGCCGGUUGCUUCUGCGCAUGCUCUCCUCUUGGCUCCUCCUCCUUCCCUCAACUGCGCAGCAGCUUAUCCUGAGGCUUCCCAUCACAGCCCCCCCACCCCCACCCCGGGCUUCCUCUGUCUAGGCCAGUGUGUGCCGGCCGGCCGCUACACAACCCUAAGAGGGAACCCAGUGUCCUAGCCGUCCUGAAGGCAGCCCUGUCAAGCCUGUUGGCAGCCACAGCCAGGAGUCUACACUACGAGCGCUGCUCUUCUGCCUCUGCGAGUCUGCCGGUUGCUUUUCUUGAGUGUGAUUUUUCUCUUAAUAAAAUAA